Sinocyclocheilus anshuiensis is the source of this 1125-nucleotide messenger RNA. Its product is annotated as serine/threonine-protein kinase pim-2-like. The record is from RefSeq and is a predicted model, not a curated record. Bases 1 to 1125 code for a protein of 374 amino acids. Gene Ontology annotation, molecular function: ATP binding; protein serine/threonine kinase activity. The transcript is spliced from 7 exons. Gene Ontology annotation, biological process: regulation of mitotic cell cycle; protein autophosphorylation; negative regulation of apoptotic process. NCBI's taxonomy places the organism in Eukaryota, Metazoa, Chordata, Actinopteri, Cypriniformes, Cyprinidae. Gene Ontology annotation, cellular component: cytoplasm.
AUGGCUCUGCAGGAUCCAGUUGAUCCUCAGCCGGAUCAGUCCGUCCUGGAGUCGAUGGCUCUGCAGGAUCCAGUUGAUCCUCAGCCGAAUCAGUCCGUCCUUGAGUCGAUGGCUCUGCAGGCUCCAGCUGAUCCUCAGCCGGAUCAGUCCGUCCUUGAGUCGAUGGCUCUGCAGAAUCCAGUUGAUCCUCAGCUGGAUCAGUCCGUCCUUGAGUCGUCCUUUCCAGUUCCAUUUGAUGAAAUUUAUGAAGUAGGAGAAGAGAUUGGAGAAGGAGGCUUUGGCACUGUGUACGAGGGGAUUUCGAAAUUUCUACGUGAGCAGGUCGCCAUCAAAUUCAUCCCCAAGUAUGAAACAGACCAGUAUAUUCAAAUACCUGGCUGUUCCAAGCCGCUGUUUGCAGAAGUGGCUCUAAACCUGCUGCUGAAACGACCUCCGUUAAGCCCCUACAUUGUGCACAUGCUGGAAUGGUUCGAAGAGGACGAUCGGUACAUCCUGAUCCUGGAGUAUCCACAGCCCUGCAAAGACUUGCUCAAAUUCAUGGUUAACAACAUGCAGCUACUGGAUGAAUCACAGACACGUAGCCUGAUGUACCAAGCAGUGCUGGGAGCCAAGCACUGUCUUGACCGAGGCGUCUUCCACCGUGACAUUAAGUUAAAUAACUUUCUGAUCAACACAAAGACAAACCAAGUCAAACUGAUAGACUUUGGCUGCAGUGACCUCGUCAAAAGUUCAGGCUACUUGGAUGGUUUUACAGGAGGAGUCUGCCCACCUGAGUACUACAGGGACUCAAAAUACGAGGCAGGGCCAACAACUGUCUGGUCCCUGGGCAUAAUGAUGUACACAAUGGUGUGCAGAUGUCAGCCCUUUAACAGUCUAGAAGACAUGAUGCAUGGCAGUCUGAGUUUUAAUGCCAGAAUAUCCUCAGAAUUGCAGGAUUUGAUAAGCCGCUGCCUGGCUUAUCACCCAACCGAGAGAGCAACUAUAGAGGAGAUCCUAAAGCAUACAUGGUUUCAGCAGGGACACAUGUCAGGAGUAGCUCAGGAUCAGCAGAUGCUCCAAAUCGGCCCCAGUGAGGAAAAGCUGCACAAACCAUUCAGCAGAGAGUCUUCAGAGCAGCAAGCUUAG